AUGGACCCUAAACAGAUUAUUAACGAAGCAGAAAAGUUAUUGAAACCUCAACUGGGAUUGAUGUCAUUCUUCUCAGGAGGAUCUCAAAGCUAUAGAUCAGAAGAAGCUACGGAUUUAUACAUCCAGGCUGCCAAUCAAUAUAGAUUAAUGAAAGACUUUGAUAAUGCUGGUAAACAAUUUGUUAAGGCUGCUAACAUUCAAAAAUCAUUAAAGAAUCAUAAUGACGUGGCUAAUAACUUAGUUGAAGCCUAUAAAUGUUUCAAAGAUGUUUCACCUCAUGAAGCUAUCGAUUCUUUGAGUCAAGCUAUUCAUAUCUUCUUAACUCAAAACGGUCAAUUUAGAAGAGCUGCUAACUUCACUUUGGAUUUGGGUGAAUUAUAUGAAGGUAUUAAUGACUUACCUAAUGCUAUUAAGAGUUAUGAACAAGCUGGUGAUUACUUUAUCACCGAUAAUGCUGAAGCCUUAUCCAAUAAAGCUUUCUUAAAAUGUGCUGAUUUAAGUGCUUUAUCAGGAGAUUACAACAAAUCUGUGGAAUUAUAUGAUAACAUCAUCAAGAAAUCUGUUGGAAAUUCUUUAUCCAAAUGGAAUUUAAAGGAUUAUUUCUUGAAAUCAAUCUUAUGUAUAUUAUGUCUUGGGGAUUCUAUUGAAGCUUCAAAGAAAUUGAACUACUUCUUAUCAGAAGAUCCAUCAUUCGAAUCCACCAGAGAAUAUAGAUUAAUCAAUGAUGUGUUGGAAUCUAUCCAACAAGGGAAUAUCGAUAUGUUCACUGAUAAGGUAUACGAAUAUGAUCAAUUUAGUAAGUUAGAUAAGUUGAAGACUCAAUUAUUAUUGAAGAUUAAGAAUUCUGUAGUUGAGCCUGAAGAUGAUGAUUUAUUAUGA
Messenger RNA from Yamadazyma jaroonii, 879 nucleotides. The record is from the annotation of a GenBank genome assembly. NCBI's taxonomy places the organism in Eukaryota, Fungi, Ascomycota, Pichiomycetes, Serinales, Debaryomycetaceae.